This is a messenger RNA of Aspergillus fischeri NRRL 181, 2382 nucleotides long. RefSeq names its product glycoside hydrolase family 55 protein. Gene Ontology annotation, molecular function: polygalacturonase activity. Lineage: Eukaryota; Fungi; Ascomycota; Eurotiomycetes; Eurotiales; Aspergillaceae. The record is from RefSeq and is a predicted model, not a curated record. The transcript has 7 exons. The coding region runs from base 1 to 2382 and encodes 793 amino acids.
AUGCACAUCCGCUCCCUUCUCACUCUCCCCGUCCUGCUCGGGCCCCUGGCCCACGGUGCGGCAAUCCCUGCAGGGAGCUCUUUUACUGAGAGUAUACACUCUCCCCAGGCAGCGAAUGGCCCCGACUACUGGCUAGAGUCCAUCUCGCACCAGGGCGUCGCACCCCUGGGACCUUCAGGAUAUAGGGUGUUCCGUAACGUCAAGGACUUUGGCGCAACAGGCGACGGUGUCACGGACGACACGGCCGCAAUCAACGAAGCCAUGAGCAGCGGCGAGCGUUGCGGGCAGGGCUGUUUCUCGAGCACCACAACGCCCGCCAUAGUCUACUUUCCCGCGGGCACGUACGUGAUUUCGAAGCCCAUCUUCGACUACUACAACACAAUCAUCACGGGAAACCCGAACGCACUGCCUGUUAUCAAGGCAUCUGCCGAUUUUGACGGUGGCUAUCUGAUUGACGGCGACCCCUACUUUGGGCCGGGGUUGAACUGGCCUGCGACUACCGUAUUUUGGAGACAGGUGCGCAACCUUGUGCUUGAUACCACGGAUGUCGCGGCGAGGAGGCAGAUCAGUGGCAUCCACUGGCCCACGGCGCAGGCGACCAGCUUGCAGAAUGUUAUUUUCCAGUUGAGCGCCGACGAGGGCACGGAGCAUCAGGGGAUCUUUUGCGAAAGUGGCUCUGCCGGCUUCGCCGGGGAUCUCAUCUUCAACGGAGGCAAGAUUGGCGCCGCGCUCGGAAACCAGCAGUUCACCAUGCGCAACCUCACUUUCAACCACGCCCAAACUGCCAUCAGCCACUUCUGGAACUGGGGCUGGACCUACCAGGAUAUCACCAUCAAUGACUGCAAGGUCGGCAUUGAUAUUUCUACAGGUGGCAGCGAGCAGCAAAGCGUUGGGUCCAUCACCGUCUUUGACAGCUCCUUCGCCAAUACCCCCGUCGCCAUCAAGUCCGCACAGUCCGAGUCCUCUAUGCCGCACACUGCUGGCAGCAUCAUACUUGAGAACGUGGCUAUCAGCAACGUGGCUACUGUUGUUCAGGGUCCCUCGGGCACAGUUCUGGCGGGCACUACGGGCUCGUCUGUUAUCUCAGGCUGGGGCCAGGGAAAUCGAUAUGUCCCCGAUGGGCCCACUCGAUUUGCCGGUGCCAUCACCCCGGUCUCGCGGCCUGCUGGACUUUUGGCUGGUGAUGGGAAGUACUACCAGCGCUCCAAGCCACAGUAUGAGCAGUUGCCUGUCUCGGCCUUCUCCAGUGUCCGGGACGGCGGCGCUACCGGUGACGGGACAACCGACGACACCGCAGCACUGCAGAGGGUGAUUGAUGCCGCCGCCGCAUCAGGCCGGGUGCUAUUCCUCGAUGCGGGCGUGUACAAGGUGACCAGCACGCUUCGAAUCCCCGCAGGCUCCAGGAUUGUCGGUGAGGCAUUCCCCGUCAUCCUGUCAAGCGGAGCGUUCUUCAACAACCAGAAGGAGCCCAAGCCUGUGAUCCAAGUCGGACAAGCUGGCCAACAGGGCCACGUUGAGCUCUCGGAUUUCAUCAUCAGCACGCAGGGGCCUCAGGCUGGCGCUACGCUCAUUGAAUGGAACCUUGCGUCGCCGUCCGACCCGUCUGGAAUGUGGGAGGUGCACGCGCGCGUUGGAGGCUUCGCAGGGUCCCAGCAGACGACCAGGGAGUGCGCCAAAACACCCGAGACUGUGAUCACGGAGGCCGAUGAGAAAUGCAUUGUCGCUUACAUGCUCAUGCAUGUCACACCGUCUGCUUCAAGCCUCUACCUGGAGAAUACCUGGCUCUGGGUUUCGGAUCACGAUAUCGAUGUCCAGACCGAGGCCGAUGGCGGCCAGAUUACGCUCUACAGUGGACGUGGCCUGAAUAUUGAGAGCACCGAGGGAAACAUCUGGCUGUCCGGCACAUCCGUCGAACACAACGUCCUCUACGAGUACCAGUUCGUCUCGACCCAGAAUGUGUACAUGGGCCAGAUCCAAACAGAGACAGCGUACUACCAGAGCAACCCCAACGCUUUGAUUCCCUUCACGCCGAAUGACGCAAUCCAUGACCCGGACUUCGCCUCAAGCUGCAAGAGCUCCACCGACGGAAACUGCGAGGUUGGCUGGGGUCUCCGUGUGGUAGACUCGCACGACCUCUCCGUGUACGGCGCCGGCCUCUACUCCUUUUUCAAUAACUAUGAUGCGGUAUGCUCCACAUACGGCGGCGGACAGAAUUGCCAAAACUCCAUCUUUAGCAUCGAGGGCGAUUCGGCUAUUACCGUGUACAACCUGAAUACGCUCGGCACUCGGAGCAUGGUGGAUCAGGAUGGGCGGAGUCUGGCGAGCUUCAGCGAUAAUAUUGGUGUUUUCACAAACAAUAUUGCGCUUUUCAGGAGCCAGUGA